Dermacentor silvarum is the source of this 1133-nucleotide messenger RNA. RefSeq names its product vacuolar protein-sorting-associated protein 36-like. The transcript is spliced from 4 exons. Bases 146 to 1024 code for a protein of 292 amino acids. The record is from RefSeq and is a predicted model, not a curated record. NCBI's taxonomy places the organism in Eukaryota, Metazoa, Arthropoda, Arachnida, Ixodida, Ixodidae.
CGAGGCGUGAGCGGGGGCGCGUGUUCCGCGCGAGACAGCUGCGGGUGCCGGCGGUGCGUGCAUUGGCCGUCGCGAGCCAGUCGCCUCGGUGAAUUCGAAUCGGCUGGAGGCCUCGAAGGACAUCGGUAGCCCUUUUUGCAAGAGGAUGAGUUACCCGACGGCCCCAGGUUACCAGGCGUACGCCGCAGCCAUAGGGCAGAGCUAUCCUUUUGGCAAUCAGGGCUACCAAGCAUCAGGCAUGCAGCGGCAGAUGCCGCAGCAGGGCAUCUCGGCCAUCCAGAACGCCCUGCAGGCGGCUGCCCUCCAACAGCAGCAGCAACAGCAGCAGCAGCGGUACGCAAUGGGAAAUCAGGGAUACUCCCCGAACACGACGGCUGCCGCCUAUCAGACGGCCGUGGCGUUUCAGCAGCAGCAGGAACAGCAACAGCAGCAACAGAAGCAGCUUCAGCAGCAGCUGCAGCAACAGCUGCAGCAACAACUUCAGCAACAGCUGCAGCAACAACUGCAGCAACAGCUGCAGCAACAGCAGCUGCAGCAGCAACAGCAACUGCAGCAGCAGUAUGCUCGCCAAGCCCAGGCCUACCAGAACUAUCCGGCGCAGGCCUACGCCAUGCCGCAGACCACCCAGGCGGCCUACCAGCAGUCGCCGGGCUACCCGGGUUCCAGAAGCUACACAGGUGGACAGAUUGGGGCUUCGGGGUACCCGCCGAACGGAGCGACGAACUACUCGGCUGGCUGGACCAGCGCGGCUGCUACUGCUGACAAGCAGUCAAAAAGUCCAUGGGCCGCUUACCAGCAGGCGACGGGAACAUGGCCAUCUCGGUGUCCCUCACCGCAGAACGCCGAACCCGGUCGUCAAAAUUACUACUAUGGCAACAACUACCCAAGCGGAAGCGGGUACCCUUCAGGCUACGGCAUUCCCAGCGCCUCCACUCCGGCCGGCUACCAGGUGCAGAGCUACGGACAGGGAUACCAACAACCAGGCGUUUAUCAAGUGCAGUCCCGGUACCCUCAAGGUCGCUAGCGGGCGAAGCCACCCGUCGCACGAACCCCAACUGCCGGAGAGUCCUGGACCAAUGGAAUGACCCGAGCUCGAAGGGUUGCCAAAGGAAAUUAUUAAAGUAGUAUUUCUG